Molecule: messenger RNA, 812 nt
Organism: Cylicocyclus nassatus
Lineage: Eukaryota; Metazoa; Nematoda; Chromadorea; Rhabditida; Strongylidae
Source: the annotation of a GenBank genome assembly
AUGCUGGAACUUUGUGAUGGUGAUGAAGACGGUUGGAAGGAGCUUUGGACUGACGAUGGAAUUGCUUUUCACACAAGAAAGGGCACCGAUGCUUGCGCUGUGGAUAUUGUUCGAUGUCGUCUGAUCCUUGAGGAAACCGAUCUGGCAACAGUGCUGGCUAUGGUUACACCAUGGCUUCCCUAUCGUAUCCAAUGGGACGAUAUUUUGCAGAAAUGCGAACUAGUUCAAGAACUUGACAAAGGCUAUCGUUUGGUCCACCAUGUAACCAAGAAAAGAUUCCCUCUUUCUGCCAGAGACUCUGUAGACAUAGUAGGCAAAAUUCUUGAGCCAAAUCGGGUGAUAAUGGUUGCUAGAAGCAUCCCCACCGCUGCACCAGCUCCAACUCCAGAUAUCGUGCGCACUUACCAGCAUAUUGGUGGAUAUCGUUUCUGUACCAAGGGAGAACAUGACGUCGAAUUCACGAUGUUCUUCCAAUGCGACCUGAAAGUAUCCGCACCCGUCUUCGUCCAGAAACUCAUCGACAAAGCAAAGCCAAGAUUCAUGUGCGAUAAAGUGAAAUCACUACGCCGUGCCAUCAAAACGAUGCAUAUUGAUCCGGAACAUUUGGAAAAGUGGUGAAGCUGUGCGGGCACAAUUCUGUAUAUAUUCUUCAAAUCUCACUACACUAUUGACAUUUGCACUUGCUCAGUUUUAUUAUCAUAACAUUUUAUUACAAAGAGGAGAGCAUGUGAAGGAAUAAAUUUAUUACAUUUGUACGCGUAUAUCAUGAUAUCAUGGAGUUUUAGGAUUUAAGAAGUUCUUCAAAGUUUUCC